AUGGAGGAAGGAAGCGUCCAGGUUCAAAAUAAUAGUGAACCUUACAGUGAAGAAGAACGCCAAGUAAUGGCAUGUGGACAGGUCUUCAUGGCUGAGGAAGACGACCUGCUUGGAGACGACCUGCUGGAAGGAGCUUAUGGGCAAGGCGAUGCUGCGUCUGGAAAGAUCGACUUGGGAGACCCAGCGUCGUUCCCCCCGUUGAUGGGUAGUCGGGCACUAUCUCCUCCUCAUACAGGAAGCGCUGCUACCGUGAUAACAUCCCUAGAGCAUGGAAAACCAGGAGGUGAAGUGCUAUCAGCUUCUUUAGGUGGCGGAGAAAAUAACGAAGGAAGAGCAAGUGUGGAUAAUGGGCUGCGAUGCAUGAACCAGCUGGAUAAUGGACGCUCUGGUCCCAUCAGAAAUGACUCACCUCUCGUAGAUACUGCUCGAACCAAUUUUCAGGGGAGGAAGACAGUGGCUCUGGCGGUGGGUGAUGAUUCUCAUCAUCGACUGCAGCACCACCCAGCUGGUAAUGCAACAGGCCCCCAUUUCGGCAAUGCCCAGGCCUCUGACCAGGCUGUUCCCCGAGCUCCCACCCUCUUCCAGCAAGGCUCAACUUCACAAAGUGCAGCCAAGUCACAUCAGUGGCAGCGCAAUUCACGGACCAUCCAUGCUGUUGCAGGUCGAACGUUGGAAAAGAUGACAGCGCCUAAGAGGUUUAAAGAAAGUGGGCCUUUCCUGCAGCAGGCGCCCACUCAAGCUAUUGGCCCACAGAACCGUGGCCCACGUGGCCCAAGGGCCUUUAAUCACAGGCAGGCUUCGGCCCACCAUCAAGCUAGCUCAUUUAGUGGGCUGGAUCAGCCGCCCUUUGGGCCUGUGCGUGAUCUCUCGCAAAUGGACGCGGGCCAUUCUUCUUCUAGGCAACCAAGCAUGAGUAAUGGGCUGCCUUUCAAGGGAUUUUUAUCCCAGCAAGUGGGCCAACAGAACCGAGGCUCAGCUGGCCCAAAAUCUCAAGGUUUUUUUCAAAGGCAUCGUGCACAAACCCAGCAGGGUUUUGACCCAGUUCAGCCCAAUAACAAGCCUGUUUUGCAUCCCAAAAAAUCAUGGGCCGAAGUCGCGGAUGUUAGGACCCAUCGAUCCCCCACGCGUUUGGAUUUUUUUCCGCCUUCAGGUACGCAAUCCGAAAUCCCUCUUGUUAAAUUACCUAGCGAUGUUAUUGAUGAAUGCACUGAAUAUUGGAUGAAUACGCUGGUUGGAUAUUUUAUUGAAAAGCGAUUACCUUUCCCGGUUGUUCAGAAUAUAGCUAAGCGUUUGUGGCAAAAUUGUGGCCUUUUAGAGGUUCUUUCAAAUAAUAGCGGAUUUUAUUUCUUUCGAUUUGACUCCCAAGAAAGUAUGUUGAGAGUUUUUGACGAGGGUCCCUACCAUUUUGCGGGUCGCCCAUUUAUUAUUAAAUGUUGGGAACCAGGAAUGAAUUUAGCUAAGGACUCCCACUCUUCUAUUCCCUUGUGGAUUAAGAUCCAUAACUUGCCCUUAGAAGGCUGGUCCUUAAAAGGUAUCUCUAUUAUGGCAAGUCAAAUCGGAAGGCCGUUAUAUGCUGACCCCAUGACAGAGGAUAGAUCAAGAUUAGGUUUUGCCAGGGUGUGUGUGGAGGUUAGUGCCUCCUCUAAAUUUCCCAAGUAUAUUGAUAUUGAUCAGGGGUAUGAUGAAGCCACUGGCGAACGUCGUAUUUCUAGACUCCCGAUUGAAUAUCAGUGGAUCCCAUCGAUUUGCUCACAUUGUAAGGUUUUUGGUCACUCCGAUUCCCGAUGUCCAAACAAGCCUAGACCCGACCCUAAUAAUGUUGAAGUUAGUAAGAAAGUCAAUGAGGGAGAUGGCUUUGUGAGAGUGCAAUAUAAGAGGGGCAAGGUCCAAGAUAAGGGUAAGGAAGCAAUCUCAUCAUCUAGGACAAAUCCUCCUGAUUAUGCCUCUAUGACCAUGGCAGAGUGCCUUGAGUUCCAUACCAUCACAGUCCCUUAUGACCCAAAGGAUAUUGAUGCCCAAAUUAAAAACCAAUUUUGUGCUCUUGCAGAAGAAGAUACUAAAUUGUCGCUUGUGGCUCUUUUAGAGACUAGAGUCCAAGAGAGACAUGCUUCGGAUGUCUCUCACAAUGUCAUGCCUUUCUGGAAUUGGGAGUUCAAUUAUGAUAUCUGUGAUGGGGGUCGUAUAUGGAUAGGUUAUGACCCCAACACCCUUAGUGUGCAGACCUUAUUCAAGUCGGACCAGGUUUUUCAUGUUAAAGUGACGAGCUUGGAGAUCCCUACCCCUUUCAUUAUGUCUUGCAUUUAUGCCAGGAAUGAGGAGGUGGACCAAGCCAGAUUAUGGAAUUCCCUCACCGGCAUUGGGGCGUCAAGUUCUUCUGACCCCUGGCUCCUUUUGGGGGAUUUCAACGUGUGUCGCGACGGUUCUGAGAUGAAGGGUGGCAACACCUCUUUCUCCUUGGGUAUGCGUAGGUUUAAUGAUUUCCUCUCCUCAGGCUCGCUCCAGGAUUUGGCCUAUAGUGGCCCUAAGUUGACGUGGACCAAUAAGCGGUUUGGUGAUGAGUGUAUUCUAAGAAAGCUUGACAGAGCUCUGAUUAAUGAUGAUUGGCUUGCCCAUUUUUCAGAAAGUAAAGCUCUCUUCUUCCAGCCAGGGAUUUCUGACCAUAGCCCUGUUGUGGUAGCCUUGUCUGGGGAUCUUCAGCAUAAGGGUAGCCCGUUUAGGUUCCUAAACCACCUUGUAGAUCACCCUCUCUUCUUAGAAAGGGUGGAAGCUAGUUGGAAUAGGUGGAUCCCUGGAGUUCCCAUGUUUCAAGUUGUGCAGAAACUCAAAGUAGUCAAGAAUGCUAUGAAGACCCUCAACAGGUCCAGGGGGCAUGUUUCUGACCGGGUCUCGUCCCUUAGAAAUCACCUUCUUCGUAUCCAACAACGGUUGCAGGAUACUCCCCAUGACCCAGUCCUUCACCAGCAAGAGCUUGAGUUGAAUAGGGAUCUUUUACUAGCUCUUGCUCAAGAGUCUGACCACUUUCGCCUUCGUGCUCGUAUUAGGUGGUCUGCUGAGGGAGAUCGAUGUUCACGAUUCUUCUUCCAAUCUAUGCUCUCUAGGCGUAAUAAUCACCGUAUUAUGAACCUCCUAAGAGAAGAUGGCAACCUCACCAAGUCCAAAGAUGAGGUUGCAGAUGUUUUGGUCUCUUAUUUCCAAAAUCUUUAUAGGCCAAGUUCUCGGAACUCUCCUCUUAGCCCUACUGAUGUGGCCCCCUUCAUAGAUAAGCGUCUGGAUCAUGACCAAUGGACUGGGCUUAUUGCUGAGGUUUCGGCUGAAGAAGUUAAGAUUGCCCUCUUCAGUAUGGGCGAUGAUAAAGCCCCUGGGCCUGAUGGUUUUACAGCCAAAUUCUUCAAAAAGUCUUGGGAGAUUGUGGGGGCGGAUGUAGUUAAGGCUGUUCAAAGCUUUUUUGCCUCCGGUCGCCUCUUGAGUCAGGUUAACGCAACCAUUAUUAGUCUCAUUCCCAAGGUGCCUCAUCCUGAGACGCCAUCCCAAUUUAGGCCUAUAUCGUGUUGUAAUGUCUUGUAUAAAAUCAUAACCAAAAUUUUGGCUAAUAGGAUCAAGCCGGUGCUCUCAGGUUUGGUGGAUGUGUCUCAAGCGGCCUUUGUGCCAGGGCGUUCGAUUGGGGAUAAUGUUCUAUUAGCCCAGGAGUUGGUUUUUCAAUACCAUCUUCACCAGGGGGCCCCCCGUUGUGCUAUGAAAGUCGACCUUGCUAAGGCUUAUGAUACAGUGGAGUGGGACUUCCUCCUGAUGACCCUUCAUUUGAUGAACUUCCCUUCCCAAUUUUGUGGCUGGAUUCGAGAGUGCAUCACGACCCCCCGUUAUUCGAUUAAGAUCAAUGGUCAAUUAAAUGGUUUUUUCCCCGGGGGCAGGGGGUUGAGGCAAGGGGACCCCCUGUCCCCUUACCUCUUUGUUCUAGUUAUGCAAGUCCUGCAAGGUAUUGUCAAGCAUCACUCGAGGGCUUCAGACUUUCAAUACCACUGGAAAUGUGAGCAGACUAAGACAGUGAUGCUCAUGUUCGCUGAUGAUUUGCUCCUGUUCUCUCAUGGCAACCCCUCCUCGGUUAACAUCUUGAAGUCUUGCCUGGAGCGUUUCUCCUCUUUGUCGGGCCUUGUUGCCAAUCCUUCCAAGAGUGAUUGUUUCGUCUCUUGCAAGGACCCAUCCCUUCGUGAAGCUAUUUAUAUUGCCUCUGGAUUUUGGAGAGGGAGUCUGCCUAUGAGAUAUUUGGGGGUUCCUCUUCUCUCUUCUAAGCUCUCCUAUGGAGAUUGUCAGCCCGUCAUUGCUAGAGUGAUCAAAGAGAUUGAGCAACUUACUCGUAACUUUCUCUGGAGUGGUAAUGAGGCGGACUCUCAUAAAGCAAAAGUGGCUUGGUAUGACAUUUGUUGCCCAAAGAGACAGGGUGGCCUUGGCCUUAAGCCUCUCUAUGUUUGGAAUCAAUCCUUGGUAGCCAAGCUUAUUUGGCGCCUGCUGGGUGGGGAUAGAGAAUCCUUAUGGGUGCAGUGGGUGCACACUUAUCGUGUAAAAGGAACUUGUUUUUGGCUUCUCAAGACUCCGUAUGCUUGCCCCUGGUAUUGGAGAAAGCUGCUCCUAUUACGAGGAAUCCUGAAACCUUUUUUCGGAUGGAGAAUUGGGGACGGCUGUAGCACCUUUUUUUGGUAUGAUCAGUGGCACCCAUUGGGCGUGCUCAUUGAUCGCUUCUCUCGUCAAUUACCUCGUCAAUUAGGUAUCCCUAUUUUGGCUAAAGUUUCAGAUUUUAUUGAGGCCGGUGCCUGGACUCGGAUGGAGACCCUUAGUUCCAUAUCUCCUGAUCUCUGUGGGAGCCACCUCCCUAGUCUGCCUUACUCUAGCUGUAGUGAUGAGCCUUAUUGGCUCCCAGCUGCGAAUGGGCUCUUCUCUGUUAGGACGGCCUUCCAAGCUAUUCAAGCUCAGCGCUCCCAGGUUCCCUGGUACCGUUUAGUUUGGUCGUCUGGCGGAUGCCGAGAGACAUAG
Diospyros lotus (date-plum) is the source of this 5025-nucleotide messenger RNA. RefSeq lists its product as uncharacterized. The transcript has 4 exons. The coding region runs from base 1 to 5025 and encodes 1674 amino acids. NCBI's taxonomy places the organism in Eukaryota, Viridiplantae, Streptophyta, Magnoliopsida, Ericales, Ebenaceae. The record is from RefSeq and is a predicted model, not a curated record.